AUGUCAGGAGACUCAGAAUUAGGAUUCACUGAACAUUUAUUUAAAGUUUUGGUGAUUGGAGACCAUAAAGUUGGGAAAACCAGCUUUGUUAAACGAUAUGUGAAAAAUCAAUUCUACGAGGAGCUGAAAACGACUAUAGGUGUGGAUUUUUCCAUGAAGGUGAUAGAUUGGGACGGUCACACACGGGUCAGAUUACAGCUUUGGGAUAUAGCAGGUCAAGAGCGUGUAAGGGGACUGAACCGCGUGUACUUCAAGAGAUCCAGUGGUGCACUUGUUGUGUAUGAUGUGACAAACGGAUCAACAUUGGAUGGAGCUCUGAACUGGAAACAUGAACUCGAUGGUCAAGUAAUGCUGAAAAAUGGCCGUCCGAUCCCUGCUGUUCUAUUGGCCAAUAAAUGUGAUGAGACUAAAGUGUGCCGGAGGAAUGCCUCUCUUCUGGAGAAACUCUGCCAGGAGAAGGGCUUCAUUGGAUGGUUUCAGACAUCAGCAAAGGUGACUUGA
Molecule: messenger RNA, 501 nt
Organism: Sinocyclocheilus grahami
Lineage: Eukaryota; Metazoa; Chordata; Actinopteri; Cypriniformes; Cyprinidae
Product: ras-related protein Rab-32-like
Exons: 2
Coding region: 1-501 (166 amino acids)
Biological process (GO): phagosome-lysosome fusion; endosome to lysosome transport
Cellular component (GO): phagocytic vesicle; late endosome; lysosome
Molecular function (GO): GTP binding; GTPase activity
Source: RefSeq, a predicted model, not a curated record